AUGACCAGGCCUGGAGAGAAGACAUUCAAGCAGCUGUGGCGUGACCUAUGUAAGGAAGGCUGGAUAGCGCGCAAGCCCUCGGGAAUGGCUCCAAGUGUAUCCGCUGUGCGUGCACCUGCAAGAGGUCCGAUUGGGAAGGAAGCCUCAUACACAGCUAUUGAACAACAACCACCUAGCGUCUCAGUACCAGUUAAAGCAGCUUCGAGACCAUCUUCUCCAUUACCGGUUGUGAUAGCUAGACCAGAGCCAUUUAAGUGUAGUGCCGCGGCUCCAAGUCUUCACGGAGAGACAAAUGUGACAACUGAGGCGGCUGUGAGCGCUUCAAAGAUGGUGCAAGCUUCUACAACGGAUGAUACAGAGCAAGUUGAUGUGGGUGGUACCGCUAUUCCGGAUGAUACGGAGCUACCACGCGGAGCUACCACGCGGAGCAAUGAGGUCCAUGAAGAUGAAGGGAAGAGCGACUGCGAGGAGGUGCAAGAUCGUGUUGAUUUCGACGUGUUUGAUAGCGACAGCUUCGUGAAAGGUCUCAGGCAACCUCCAGCUCGACGCUGCCACUGUCUGCGAUGA
This is a messenger RNA of Phytophthora infestans T30-4, 567 nucleotides long. RefSeq lists its product as uncharacterized. The transcript is spliced from 3 exons. NCBI's taxonomy places the organism in Eukaryota, Oomycota, Peronosporomycetes, Peronosporales, Peronosporaceae. The coding region runs from base 1 to 567 and encodes 188 amino acids. The record is from RefSeq and is a predicted model, not a curated record.